Symbiodinium sp. CCMP2456 is the source of this 1679-nucleotide messenger RNA. Lineage: Eukaryota; Dinophyceae; Suessiales; Symbiodiniaceae. The record is from the annotation of a GenBank genome assembly.
AUGAUCAUGCGCGCGGCCUGCGGCAUCCACAUGGGGGACCUUGAAGGGGCACUGGAGACGUAUGACUUGAUGUCGCGGAAGUUCUUCACCCAUGCGACGCCGACCCUCUUCAAUGCUGGGACUCCGAAGCCACAGAUGUCCUCCUGCUUUCUGCUGAAGUUGCAGGAUGACAGCAUCGAAGGUAUCUACGACACCCUGAAGCAGUGCGCUUCCAUCUCCAAGUCUGCCGGUGGAAUUGGCGUGGCAAUCUCGAACGUGCGUGCCGGCGGCUCCUACAUUCGCGGCACCAACGGCCACAGCAACGGCCUCGUACCCAUGCUCCGCAAUUUCAACGAGACGGCGAGGUAUGUGGAUCAGGGCGGAGGCAAGAGGAAGGGCUCCUUCGCUAUGUACCUGGAGCCCUGGCAUGCCGACGUUUUCGACUUCCUGGAGCUUCGCAAGAACCACGGCAAGGAGGAGCAGCGUGCCCGCGAUCUCUUCUAUGGGCUCUGGAUCCCGGAUCUCUUCAUGAAGCGGGUCAAGGACAAUCAGGACUGGACACUCUUCUGCCCAAACGAGGCCUACGACGAGGAGAGCGGUAAGGGUCUCAUGGAUUUCUGGGGCCAGGAGUUCGAGGAGCUGUACACACGCCUGGAGAGGGAGGGCAAGGGCCGCAAGACAGUCAAGGCACAGCAGCUUUGGUUCCGCAUCCUCGAGUCUCAGAUGGAGACAGGCACGCCAUACAUGCUGUACAAAGACCAUGCGAACCGGAAGUCCAACCAGCAGAACCUUGGCACGAUCCAUUGCUCUAACCUUUGUACGGAGAUCAUUGAGUACACUUCGAAGGACGAGGUGGCAGUGUGCAACCUCGCCUCCAUUUCGUUGCCAGCCUUUGCCAGCUCGGAUGGCACCUAUGACUUCCAGCGACUCUACCAAGUGACCAAGGUGGCGACCCGAAACCUAAACAAAGUCAUUGACCGGAAUUACUACCCGGUGGAGGAGGCACGUAAGUCCAACCUCCGGCAUCGGCCCGUGGGCUUGGGCGUCCAGGGCCUCGCCGAUGCCUUCCUCAUCAUGAAGCUCCCCUUCGAGAGCGAGGCCGCGAAGCAGCUGAACGAGGAUAUCUUCGAGACGAUCUACUUCGCGGCGUGCGAAGCAUCCUGCGAGCUUGCAGAAACUUGCGGCCCCUACGAGACCUACGAAGGCAGCCCUGCCAGCAAAGGUCUGCUGCAGUUCGACCUGUGGGAUCGGAAGCCACGCAGUGGGCGCUGGAACUGGGAAGGCCUGAAAGGCCGCAUCGCCCAAUUCGGACUCCGGAAUUCUUUGCUUGUGGCACCUAUGCCUACGGCCAGCACCGCCCAGAUCCUAGGCAACAACGAGUCCUUCGAGCCGUAUACACAGAACCUCUAUGUUCGUCGGGUACUCUCGGGCGAGUUCGUGCAAGUGAACCGACACCUCCUCAAGGACCUCAUCCAGCGCGGUUUGUGGAACGAGGAACUCCGCGUUCAGCUGGUCGCCCACAACGGCAGCGUCCAGAAGAUGGACCUGCCGCAGGAUCUCAAGGAGCUGUACAAGACCGUCUGGGAGAUCAGGCAGAAGGUUGUGCUGGACAUGGCUGGUGACCGUGGCGCCUACAUUGACCAAUCGCAGUCUCUGAACAUCCACAUGACGGAUGUGACCACUGCCAAGCUCUCCUCCAU